This is a messenger RNA of Dicrocoelium dendriticum, 2126 nucleotides long. The record is from the annotation of a GenBank genome assembly. NCBI's taxonomy places the organism in Eukaryota, Metazoa, Platyhelminthes, Trematoda, Plagiorchiida, Dicrocoeliidae.
AUGUUGCUUAUUUUAAACUUGGUCUUCAUUGCGGAGUUUUUACUUACCAGCUUCUCAACAGUCCAAAGUAUGUCUGUAACUUUGGAUACGGAAAACUCCGAAGAAGGUGAAUUUUCGCGCUACAAGAUUUCCAAGAAGCUGGUUAAACGUCUUCGAAAAAGAGGAAUUUUGAAACUUUAUCCCGUGCAAUAUAAAACAUUCGACUCCAUAUACAAUGGCAACGAUGCCGUGGUACUUGCAAGAACUGGAACGGGAAAAACAUUGGCCUUCUCCCUUCCUAUUGUCCAGAUUCUGUUGAAAUCGAAGAUUACACGCCAAAGGUUUCGGAAACCAGUUGUUUUGGUGCUAGCUCCCACAAGGGAAUUAGUGGUGCAGAUCACCACGGACUUUCAGUCACUUUGCGAGGACGAUUUAUCUAUCCUUUCUGUUUAUGGAGGAGUGCCCAUCGGCCGUCAAUGUUCAUCACUUCGAAAUGGUGUUGACGUACUGAUUGGAACGCCUGGUCGGAUAAUUGAUCUUACCAACCGAGGCGCUCUUGACCUCAGUUGUGUAAAUCAUGUUGUCUUGGACGAGGUCGACCGGAUGUUGGACAUGGGAUUUAGCAAAGAUGUUUGCUCUAUUAUAUCGCAUUUGUACAUAGAAGAGAACCAGGAUGGAAUCUCUACCACUAAAAAGCCACAAACCCUUCUUUUUUCGGCCACAAUGCCGCCAUGGGUUUCAACUAUCGCCCGUGACUACUUGUCGGAGAACGCCUUUCGCCUAUCUUUAGUUGGUGAACAAGAGAAUAAAACGGCUUUAAACGUGACGCAUCUCGCUCUUCCCUGUAAUUAUUCCGACCGAGCCACCACCUUGUCCGAUGUGAUUCGCUUGUACUGCAACCGAAAAACGUCGCGCUGCAUCGUGUUUUGUGAGCGCAAGAAGGAAGCCGAUGAGCUUGCUGCGCAUGCUGCUCUAGGUGCUGAUUGUCACGUGUUUCAUGGGGACAUUUCACAAGACCAGCGGGAGCAAAUCCUUGAGAAAUUUCGCGAAGGAAAAUACCAUACACUGAUAACGACUAAUUUAGCUGCUCGCGGAUUAGAUGUUCCCGAUAUCGACUUGGUCAUACAGUGCCAGCCACCUGCUGAUGUUGAGGCGUACGUUCAUAGAUCCGGCCGUACCGGACGUGCAGAUCGUUCCGGGACAUCUAUUUUGUUUUACACUGCUCUCGAAAAAGGACUUCUUACAUCGAUAGAACAACGUGCGGGUAUAACGUUUCGCCGAAUUUCCGCUCCCACCCUACAAGAUAUUAUGGAUUCAUGGGGGGCAGAUCUCAUCAACACAUUCGCAAACAUACCAGAGCAGACGUGGUCCGCUUUCAUUCCAACUGCCCAAAAGCUAACUCAGGCUUUGGAUUGCACAUCGAAUGGGACCGACUCAACCGUUACAAAUUUGGAACAACCCAAAUCAAAGAAGCGGAAGCACUCCACUCUGGAAGAGGAUGAAGCACUUCCAGUGAAAUCUACCGGCCCCCUUCGAGCGCUGUGUUGUGCCUUGGCGCAACUCAGCGGUAGACACGGUGUCGUUGAGUCUCGUUCUUUGUUUAACGAUCAGAAGGGCUGGACUACUUUCAAGUUGGAAAUAUCUUCCGUGGCACAUCGUAAAGGCGAGGCUUACGCAGCACUUCGUCAGCAACUACCAGAAUCCAUGCUGAGUAACCUAAAGAAUAUGUCUUUCAUUAAAGGCCAUAAAGGUUUUGUUUUUGAUGUCCCUGCAGAUCUUCGGGACUCCUUUUGCAGCACUUGGCAGAAUACGAUUGACAGCGGCAAUCUCGAACCUCUGACCCAGUUACCAGAAUUGGAACCGGAGGAGUCGCAUUUUGGUGAUCGUCAAUUCGGGCGUCCCCGAGGUGCUUGGCGCGGAAAUUCAUCCGGACGUGGAUUCAAUUACGCGGGUCGAGGUCGAGGAUUUCGGGCUGGACACAAUGGUUUGUCUUUCCGUUCGAACUCAGGGCACCAGUGGGGUAACCGGAACUUUGUUGGGCCGGCACCUGUUAAAAAGACAUUCACUGAUGAUGCAGAGAGCUAACCUCUCCGAUCUUGCUGUAGUGCUCGACUUCUCAAAUACAAGUUACACCUCUUUUAUCUUUA